GGGACGAGGGCCGUGCGCGCGCAGCGGUCCUGGGCGGAGCGGAAGACGCGUGGAGCCGUGCGAGGACCCGCAGGUUGUGCAGUGCAUCUAUGAUAUGUGUUUUAGAAAUAAAAGUUAAACUUUGGUUUGAAUGAAAAAUGUCUCUCAACACACCUAUAUUUCUCAAAGAAAGGGAAGAAGAUAAUUCAAAAUUUGUGGAAAUACAACAGUCACAAACUACAUCCAUAGCUGCAGAAGAUCCUCUUCAAAACUUAUGCUUAGCAUCUCAAGAAGUUCUUCAAAAAGCUCAGCAAAAUGGAAGAUCAAAAUGUCUCAAGUGUGGUGGUUCAAGAAUGUUCUACUGCUAUACAUGUUACGUCCCAGUUGAGAAUGUACCUAUUGAACAGAUACCAUGUGUGAAGCUUCCAUUGAAGAUUGACAUCAUUAAACAUCCAAAUGAAACAGACAGCAAAAGCACUGCUAUACAUGCAAAACUCUUAGCACCUGAAUUUGUGAAUAUUUAUACAUAUCCUUGUAUUCCAGAAUAUGAAGAAAAGGACCAUGAAGUUGCACUUGUUUUUCCUGGACCUAAGUCUGUUUCAGUAAAAGAAAUUUCUUUUCAUCUCCAAGAAAAGAUUCAAAAUAAUGUUGGAGGCAAAAAUGAUGACCUUGACAAGCCAUUCAUUAAACGCAAGAAAACUGAAGAACAGGAUUUGAAUGACAGCAAGUGCAAAGACACAACACUGAAAAAAAUUGUAUUCAUAGAUAGCACCUGGAACCAAACGAACAAAAUAUUCACUGAUGAGAGACUGCAAGGGUUGCUACAAGUUGAGUUGAAAACAAGAAAAACUUGCUUUUGGCGCCAUCAAAAAGGAAAGCCAGAUACCUUCCUUUCCACAAUUGAAGCCAUUUACUACUUUCUGGUGGCAAGAACUUGCCUUAGAAUGAAGCCAGCAAAGGAAAGCAGAGUGGAGAGAUAAAAAGACUGAGUCCUGAGGACAUCAUUUAAUCAUCUAAUCUAGCUGCUUGUGAAUGGAACCCUACUGUGCUGAAUAGCUUCUGUUUGCCCUCUGGAUCCACCCUCCACUCUUUCCCAUUCUGCUCUCUGCUCUGUGAGGUAGGUCCCCUUGACCACUGGCUUUUGCUUGGGAUCAGCAAAUGGAAGCACCGCAGGAGAUUGGAGGUUGAAAGGAAAAUGAAAUUGUUUAUUUAUUUCCCUUGCUCCUUUCCUGCCAGGUCACCAUGGGUUGGGUGUGUCCUUCUACUGAAUGUCAUCCUAUCAGGCAUCCCUUUGCCAGCAGUUAUUCCAGUUAACUUCAGGCCCAUGCUCCCUCCGUUUACCCCUUUUCACUUAUAUCGUAAUGAGUCCAGGGUAUUAAUAACCCCAGAGUAGGUCAUUAUACCUUGCUGGUUUUCCUAAACCCUGCCUAUACCUUUGUAAAUAGUAAUUUUAUUAUAUUUUUCUCAAAUGUCCCCAUUUGAAGUUGCCCUCUUUCUGGGACACUGACUGAUAAAUUUCACCCAUGUGGGUACUAGAAAUAACAGUACAUUUCCCAAAGUAUACUCAGUGGGACACGUGUUUUUAUGAAUAAAUGAGUUAUUGGUAAAUUUGUUUGCUGCACCUUAUAUUCCCCUGUUAGAGAUUCAAAAGGCACAAAAUGAAAGUGCUGAAAAGUCCUGAAAUAAACGU
Messenger RNA from Eubalaena glacialis (North Atlantic right whale), 1669 nucleotides. It is a transcript of the gene DTWD1, whose product is annotated as DTW domain containing 1. The record is from RefSeq and is a predicted model, not a curated record. Gene Ontology annotation, molecular function: tRNA-uridine aminocarboxypropyltransferase activity. Gene Ontology annotation, cellular component: nucleus. NCBI's taxonomy places the organism in Eukaryota, Metazoa, Chordata, Mammalia, Artiodactyla, Balaenidae. The transcript is spliced from 6 exons. Bases 138 to 959 code for a protein of 273 amino acids. Gene Ontology annotation, biological process: tRNA modification.